GUGCUUAUAGAUCGCGCGGCGACCAGUGAGUCUCGAAGUGCCGGUUCGCGCGGACGCCUGCACGUCGCCGCGAGAGAGAGACGCGUAUACACGCUUACCCGCACUCUGACACGCUAGAGCGAGACGCAGCGCAUCGACGUUUCAACAGAUACGGCAACGGUCCAUCAUGUGCUACUUCAGCAUAAUAGUGAUCAUAUUCGAUGUUGUGCGUGUGUGAAGUGAGUGUGUGUAUGUGACCGAGUAUCUGAUGAUCCGGCGGCUGGAUAGUGGCCGUCAAAAUGAAGACGCAUCGGGUUUGGAAUAUACCCCUGUUUCUGCACAUGAUGGUGGUGUUAGUUGCCGGCAUGUCAGACGUGUGGGUGGACCUGCGGAUGCCGCGGUUCGUCGUGCACCAGCACAACGCCACACUCCACUGCGAUCACAACGUCGACGCAGACUCUAUUUAUAAGGUUGUGUUCUACAAAGAUGCGAAGCACUUCAUGAGAUACAUCAGAAAUCGAGAUCCCCCGUAUGAGAUCGUUCCACUAACUGGAGCUGUUAUUGAUAUAGCAACCGUAUCCUCUACCACUGUGACGUUAGAAAAAUUAGAUUUCCCGGCGUCAGGAUCAUACGCUUGUGAGAUUGCCUUAGAUUCGCCUUUAUACUCAAAAGUCUCUAGAGUAUAUGAGCUUAAUAUUAUUGUGCGUCAGAGGUAUCGACCGAAAAUAAAGAUUAAAAACAAACGUUUUUCACCUAAUGACUUUCUGGAUGCAACCUGCCACAGCGCCCCCGCGCACCCCGCUCCGCACCUCACCUGGUUUAUAAAUAAUGUCAAGGUAGACGAGAAGUUGACGGUCCCGCACGGCACGACGCCGGUGCACCGGCGGCACCACGGCAUGCAGCUGAGCCUCACGUCGUCCUCGCUGCAUUUCCCGUUGUCCGAGCUCGAACGCACACCCAAUCAGACUGUCGACAUCACCUGCCUGAGUACCAUCCCUAGCUACGCGAGCGUGGUCGACGGGUUCGCUGAUAUUCAAAAUCACACAAUUUCCAUGAACGUGUUUCGCAUCGAGCCUGCGCCCACGCAGCUGCCUGUGAUGAUCGUGAGCCCCGAGAACUCCUCGUCCCGAAGGCACGCCGCCCGUAUAAUAAUCGUCUUUAUGUUCUUGGUGUAUCUUAUCUAACUUGUAACACUUCAUCGCUGUAGUGAAUACAUAGAAAUAACUGUGGUAGGAAUUGAAUGUAUUGUCGGAAGCAAUGUGUUUUCAUUGGUAUAUUAAUUUAUUUUUUAUUAUAGAUAUAUCUAUUUUACUCUAUUAUAUCUAAAGAGGCAAAUACUUUGAGAUACUAAAUAAUAUUAUGGACAAUUACUCAAAAAUGCAAUUAAAUUAGUAUUGAAAAACAGUGUUGUGAAAUGACUACGUACCUAAUGUAUUUCUAUUUAAAUUGAGCUUAUUAAUAGCAUCAUCAUAAAGCUAUCAAGCACCAAGAAAUGGUACUUGUGACUAUUUGGUUUACUGAAUCACUCUGUUUGCUCGUCACUUUUGAUGGGGAGCUUCAUGAUAUCUUUUGUAAAUUUAAAAUUUUCACUUUCUUACGCAAUUAUGAGACUGAAUUAGGAAGUUAGCGAUUUUAAAAUGACCUAACCAGCCCUAUCCCAAAAGCUAGAAGUCCCUAUACAUGUCCUUACUUACCUUAUAGAAUAGUAUUGUGGCAAAAGCCAUGUUAUAUCUAGAUAUAAAUGCCGAACACAAAUCAUAUUUUAAGCAAAAAAUAAAAUGUAUCAAUUUCAUUAAGAAAAACUGUAUAAACGCAAUAUAAAUCUGGUAUAAAAUAAUGGCAAUGCAUAACCACUCGCUCCUUCAUUACUGAGCCUCUUAUUUUUUAUGGUUGUAAUAUUGAUUCAUUAUAUGUUUGUCUUUUGAUGUCAUAAUAUGGGUGUUCGCUGUUAAUCAUAAUAAACCAUAUGUAGGAUAAUGAAUUGUAAGUUUUGUUUAACUUUGUUGCCGAUUAUUAUGAUACAUUUUUUAAUUGAAUGUUUAUAUCAGCUUAGCUAUUUUAAGUGAGAUCUAGGAGCAAUCGUGUAACAAAAACAUAUCAUGACUAGGAGUGAGUAAUUUGUAUCAAAUUUAUAUGUGUUGUGGGGUGAAAAUGGAAACAAAUGAGAUAAUUAUAGAUAAAUGCUUCUUGAUAGGCACUAAAUAAGUGUUUGUCAACAAAUGUUACUGUAAAGAUUAUGAGCAAUUCUACAUUUGUGCAUUUGUUUUGUAUGCGAAUUAGGGCAUUUUUGAAAAUUUAACCCACAACUACGCAAAUGUCACUAAGAACGUAAUAGAACGCUAAUUACUGUUCCGUUGGUUACACCUGUUUACUUACUGUUUUGCCUUAGUGAAGCUGCCCUUACGUUUGAGUACACAUUGAGUGCCGGGAACCCGCUCGGCGGGUUCUCUGUUCGUAGUCGCUUUGCUCUACAAAGCGGGAAAACUCUGGGAUCGGCUACGAACGUAACGCUACAAAAACGAUGGCAGUGAAUGUGCUAAAACAACAUUAGAAAUUUAGAUAAGAUAUCUAUCACGCCCAGACCGCGUAAGCUGUUGCCAGCUUUCUCAUGUAGAUAUUUUUGCAUAAAACAAUGAAAGGCCGAUGCUGAAUGUGUCAUUAAAGUGAUUAAGUAGGUAUAUUAUUGAUCGAUAAUGAUAUAUCAUGACCGUGGAAAUCAACUUUUUUGGACACCUCGCCACUGAAAAAAAAAUUUCGUAAUGCAUAUUUACGACAAAUAAAUAAGGCUUUAUGCUACAAAAAUGAAAAUGAUACAAUAAAAAGCAUGUCAUCGUGGAGUUAACACUAAUGUCUAAUAAGUGAAAGAAAUUCAAUUGUACGUGUUCUGUUUGUAUAGAAAGGCAAAUGAAUAUUAAGAAAUUCUCAAAUUUUAUUAAACUCACAUGUAGGCAUUAUGAAAUAGGUAUGUUACGGCUCCUGCUUGCUACCUUCAUUUAUAUUAUAAUGCUGAAUAUAUUUACAAUCAAAGAUAAAUUGUAAUGCUUAUACCUUAGAUGCCAUUUUUUAAAUAAUUAACUACGACGCCACAAAAUUAAAGUUUUUUAAACUUUAGUAACAAUAGUUUAAUGACAAUUACAUAAUGAUAUUCAACAAAAACGGUUUCUUUCAAACAAUGAAUGUUUUACGUUUUAUACUUAUUUAUAUUUAGCAAAGCUUGAGUCACUACAUAUUCAAUCCAUAGAAACCAAAUACUUAGCGAUUCAGACAAAAAGUAGGUAUGUGCCUACGUGAAACCUAAACAUACCUAAGUAGGUAUCUACAAGUGUAUAUAUAAUUGCCGUUUUAAUCACCACGUUACACCGUAUUUAUUACUAAAAUUCCCCUAAAAAUUAAGCUUAAAUAUAAACAUACCUUACAUUUAAUCAAUAAUUUGACAGUAAUGUGCUCCACAACGGCUAAUUUGAACAUAAUGCUAUACGAAUAUUGCUUUUAUACGUAAUUAUUACAAACGGGUCAAAAUAAAAGCCGGUGGCGUUAGUAAUAAUGUUCGCGCUGAUGUUUCCUUAGAGAAUCACGUGGCUGUAUGUACUGUAUUUCUAUAUUGAUGAAGAAAUUCAUGCAGGCUAUCGAUGUCUUCCUUAUUGCUAUACACUCUUUUUAUAAAUUUUAAGUAUACUGUAAGUUAGAUUGUAUAAUGAUUAGAACUGUGAAUUACAAAUGGAUAUGAUAAAAAUAUUUUAAAUUAUGUACUACAUGGACAUCAAUGCUUAUUUAAUAGCGUUGUUAUAUUUUAGACUAUUAAUGUCAAUUACAUAUAGGUAGGUACCUACAAAGAGUUGGUAACUGACCGCUAUAUUUGAAGUUUAAAUUCAUUUUUUUUUUGUAAAAUCCAGAAAACUGGGCCGAUGUUGGAAUGUUUAAUCGAGUCAAUCAAAUCCCGACUCAAACAGCCCUCCACUGGAUGUGAAAUAUAUGUGAAUUUGACUCAUUAAAGUUGCAGGUGUGAUAUGCGCACCACCGUAUACUUUCAAAUAAAUUUAUAAGGAAAGUUAACAAUUAGGCAUAAUAAUAUGUAGUACACAUAUAUCUAGCAUACUGUCAUUUUGAUGAGUGAAAUCGUCCCGCAGAUUUCUCAACAGUGGCAAGAGAGCUUACGAAUGUUUAUGCUCCAAUUAUAUAUUUGGUAAAAUGGAGUCUUAAUAUGAAUAUCAUUCGUAUUAUUUAAAAUAUUUUUAUAUUUAUUUAGUAGUACAUAAUUAAAAUCUUGCUCUAUGCAAAUGAGAACUCUUCUUAAUUAAUUUUAAUUACUUUUCCUGUACAAAAAUAUUUAAAUAAUCAUGGUAAAGUAACUCCAUGAAAUUUGCUACUAUUUUUGACAUUCUGCACUAAAAUAAAACAUCAUAUAUAAGUUAUUAUCACUUAUAAAAACCGGUAACUUAUGGAAAAUUUUAUACGUGAAAAUAUAACAAAUAUAUAUACUUUUUCAAUUUUUAUUUCCAAUUAAAAUAAUUGGAACAACUUUAAUGAAUGCCUAUGAAGUGGAAGAUUCGUUUAAUCUAUACGUAUCUAUUUUAAAAACAUGGCAAAGAUAGUAUUGGAAAAUUGAGUAGGUAGGUAUAAUUUGUCGUUAUGAAACCAAAAUUGUUGGUGUGAAUAAAAUAUAGAUGUUUAUUGGUCGUGUUAAAAUUGUAUUAUUUUUUAGGUAAAUGUAAAAGAUCUUUAAAAAAAUACCCACUUGGUUUUAAAUUAAAUUUAUAAAUAUUAUGUAGUUAAUCAAACAUUUAUUCGCACCCACUUACAUAUUAAAAUAAACAUGGAAUAUUCAAAACACAAUUUUACGUUGAAAAUACCUACAACUCAAAAUGAAAGCCAACGUUUAUACUUACAGAGCCUAGGUAAUUAGUAUUUAUUAAGUCUGAUAAACUGAACGAGAUUUAAACUAAAUAGAUAAAAAUCUGAUCACAUCAAAUACUUAGAAAGUUCAUGUCUAGUGUAUAAGUAAGUCAUAUGCAUACGGCUACAUUGUGUAACGAACGCCCCAAACGCAUUGUUAGACAUACUAAACUUAUACAUACAGGCACUACUGAGUAACAGUGUUUGAUGUUUAAGAAUAACUUCUUGAAGUAUCCUCUGAUUUAUUUAAAAUGUAUUUUAUCUUUCAAUUUAGUUUCAAACAGAGACAAAGGAUAUCCGUUUGCAUAGCCUAAAUGUUAUUUUACGUGUUACAUUGUGUAUGUUUGUACCCAUAAAUUGUCUACGUAUUUACAAGAUGUGGAAUUUUAUCUCUUUAUAAUAUAAAUGUAUAACGCGUUCGAUUUACACAUGAA
Cydia fagiglandana is the source of this 5306-nucleotide messenger RNA. RefSeq lists its product as uncharacterized. NCBI's taxonomy places the organism in Eukaryota, Metazoa, Arthropoda, Insecta, Lepidoptera, Tortricidae. The record is from RefSeq and is a predicted model, not a curated record. The transcript is spliced from 8 exons. The coding region runs from base 279 to 1163 and encodes 294 amino acids.